GUAACUGGGGAUACAGGUACAAUUCUGUAAUAGGCUUUUUUAUGAUAGGAUAACAGUUUUUCUAUAAAUACAGCGGCUCAUUCUUUUACUUUCAAUGGAUUUUAAAUUAUCUGCAAUUUCCAAUGUUUAAACAUAUCACAUUAAUAGUGCUCUUGGUUACAACUGCACUUGCUAAAACAGUACUGUAUCCCACUGCUAUAGGUGAUGCUUCUUUCUGCUUCGAUUGCCCUGUGGAAGGAAAUCACUGUUUUCUCUUUAACUUGGAGGGAAAACAAGAAUGCUUAAUGGAGAGUAAUGGAAAUACUAUCACGGAUUCAUGUACUUCGCAAGAUACGUACUUCGACUACAAAGAUAAUAAUUUUACUGCCAAGCCAGAGUUUGUUAGUGGAAAGUGCAAAGUAGAUUUGGGAGUGAUUAUACCUGGAUCAUCCAAGGAUGGACCAGUGUGCAAGUCAGAAGAUUUCGCAAGCGCAUGUAUAUACUUUUUGGAUGAUCAUGAUGCCCCUCCUACCACCAAUAGCGGCUCCCUUUCCAGUGACAGUGCUUCCGUAUCAGACGCUGGUAGCUUAAAAAUCUUUUUGCCCUGCGUGUUUUUAACAGUAUUAACAGCUAUGAUAUUCAUUUAA
Molecule: messenger RNA, 626 nt
Organism: Mucor mucedo
Lineage: Eukaryota; Fungi; Mucoromycota; Mucoromycetes; Mucorales; Mucoraceae
Exons: 1
Coding region: 123-626 (167 amino acids)
Source: RefSeq, a predicted model, not a curated record